This is a messenger RNA of Nicotiana tabacum (common tobacco), 1290 nucleotides long. RefSeq names its product S-formylglutathione hydrolase. Gene Ontology annotation, biological process: formaldehyde catabolic process. Gene Ontology annotation, molecular function: S-formylglutathione hydrolase activity. NCBI's taxonomy places the organism in Eukaryota, Viridiplantae, Streptophyta, Magnoliopsida, Solanales, Solanaceae. The record is from RefSeq and is a predicted model, not a curated record. Gene Ontology annotation, cellular component: cytosol.
CUAUGAUAAAGAGAGUCACGUUCAGUACUUGUUUUGCUCAUCUUCAACAAACAUCUUCAGUGAUUUGAGUUUCUUCCUUAAACUGUAAAAAUGGAAACUAAGCCUACAGAAAUCAGCAGCUCCAAGAUGUUUGGAGGUUACAACAAGAGAUAUAAACACUUGAGCCCAACACUUGGUUGUUCUAUGAAUUUCCACAUCUUUUUCCCUCCUUCAACUUCCCCUUCUCACAAGUUCCCUGUGCUUUACUGGCUCUCUGGCUUAACUUGCACGGACGAGAACUUUAUAGCUAAAUCUGGUGCUCAACGUGCUGCUUCAAGUGAGGGUGUUGCGCUGAUUGUUCCCGAUACAUCUCCAAGAGGCCUGAAUGUGGAAGGAGAGUCAGACAGCUGGGACUUCGGUGUAGGUGCUGGUUUCUAUCUAAAUGCUACACAAGAGAAAUGGAAGAACUGGAGGAUGUAUGACUAUGUGGUCAAAGAAUUGCCGGCACUUCUUCUUGAAAACUUUCCAGAACUUGAUACAUCACGCGCAUCUAUCUUCGGUCACUCUAUGGGUGGGCAUGGAGCACUGACAGUCUACCUGAAAAACCUGGAUAAAUAUAGGUCAGUAUCUGCCUUUGCUCCUAUUGCAAAUCCUAUUAACUGCCCCUGGGGCCUGAAGGCUUUCACAAACUACUUGGGUGAAAAUAAAGCUGAUUGGGAGGAAUAUGAUGCUACCUGCCUUAUAUCAAAGUUUAACAAUGUCUCUGCUACCAUUCUUAUUGAUCAGGGAGAGGAUGACAAAUUUUUAAAAGAUCAAUUGCUCCCACAUAAAUUUGAGGAGGCAUGCAGAAAGGUUGGCGUUCCUUUGCUGGUGCGAUUGCAACCUGGUUAUGAUCACUCUUACUAUUUCAUUGCCACCUUUAUUGAUGAUCACAUUCGGCAUCAUGCCCAAGCCCUUAAUCUUUGAUUUGGUUAAGCUUCUGCUUCUGUUGAAGAUUUUCUGGAAAUGUAACGAGGGACGACUUAAGCAAGCUAAUAUUGGUGCACUUUUCGUGUGGCAGAAAGUAUGUUGAGGUACUUAAUGAGUUGUACUAUCAAAUAAAAGUGUGAAUUUCCUCUCACAUUCUGUGUGUGUGUUUCCUGUUACUGUUUGUUCAUUUGCUAUAACUCAUCAGUGGGAUGAUGUAGUAGAGUUAAGGAUGUAGUAGAGUUAAGGAUGUAGUAUAAGUCUAUCAAGUUUAGUAAAUAGUUCAAAUCCAUCAUCAAGAUCAAUGAAACAUGACAUAAGCUUCCUCUUAAAGCUUUAAAAUUU